AACGCGUUAGACCUAAGCCAGCCUUCCUCCCUACUAACAUCCUAUGGUAACUCUUACUCCUAUCCAUAGGCUGGAAUUUUGAGAUCAAAAGAAUGAGACUUAGAGCAAGAAUUGAGACAGCAGAGCAGCAUUUCAGGAAACGGAAGGUUUUUCACAUUGGCAAAUAAAAUAACUUUUUAUUUCUCUACAGAAAUAAAAGAUUCCCUGUGUCCAUAUGGAUAUCAGAGACAAAAAGCAUUUCAACCCUGCAGUUUUGAUUAACAAUUUCAGAAUAGCCGUGAAUGGGUUUCAAAAAUUGGUUGAAGAGACAGCACUCCAGAAAAAAGGUGAAAGAGCAGGCUUGUUUUUCCCAAAAGAAGAUGUCAUUGAUUAUAACAAGUUUUAUUCGUCGGUUCAGGAACUCUUUGGUUCAGAAGUGAAGACUCAAGAUGUGAAAUGCUUUUAUAGGAAACUGUGCAACAAUCCCGAUGCAUCUAUAGACUGGUGUGAGAUCUUUGGAUACUUCUCUGAAGAUGAUGCUCUUGCUUCCCACAUGGAUGAAGAAAAUUUGGUUUUCCUUGUGUCUAGAAAACAGCGAAUUAUUAUUUCAGGUAGUAGAAGACGGGAUGUGAUCAAGUGCAUUGUCAAGGUUCCUCAACUGGAUUUAUUAAUAACUGCUUCACAGAAAGGCCUAAUAACUAUCUUUAACAGCCAGAUGAGAGUUCAGACUAGCACCAGUGUUACAGAUACUUCCUGGAUUACAGGAUGCGAUUACCUCUCCCAGCUGAAACGAAUUGUUGCCACUACAGAAAGGACUAUCAUUGUCUGGGAUUAUAAAGCUCAAGGGAACAGCCAGGAGAACUACUAUGUCAUAAAGCCCGUAGAUCACUGCCUUCUGUGUGUGUGUGUGGCAUCUCUGCCUGACCAGCUCUGCCGGGAUGACAUCCUUCUAGGAGAUGAUGGUGGUUUUGUGAACAGAUUCACAAUUAACAGUGAUGACUUUGGACUAAAGCAGGCAAAAACCAAAAAGAAAUUACAAACUCAGGUCUUGGACUCAAAGAACUUUAAAAGUGUUAAAAGGAAGCUACAUAAUGACUGGGUUAUGAAAAUUAGAUAUAUCCCAUCCCUAAAUUGCUUUGGAUCCUGCUCCUUAGACAGUGUUCAUUCAUUAGUUUUGGAAUCCUUGAAGAGACUUGAGGACAAUUUAUUCCUCAGAAAAUUUGGAAUGGAACCAUCAUUCAACUCAUUUUGUUUUUGUAUCCUCCAGAACAUAGAAAUCCUGUCUAAUGGAGAUGAUAAAGUCCUCCGGUUGUGGCACCCCAAUAUCAGCACCAAGCCUGUGGGGAAACUGGUGGGACACAUGUUCAGCAUCACCGAGAUGGUAACCAAUGAGAAAGAGCAACACCUCAUCAGCCUUUCUUCUGCAAAGGUUUUCAGGGUGUGGGAUAUACAGACUCUCUCCUUGUUACAAGUCUUCCAUGACAGCCAGGGAGGACCAGGAGACAUGCAGAUUUAUUCUAUGAUAUAUGAUACCAAUCAUGGCAUGCUUAUUGCAGGAUCAAGUGUUAUAGAUAUGUAUCCUUUAACUAAGAUGAUACAGGAUACAAAACAGGUUCCUCACACUCAUGAUCGAGAAAUCAACGUCAUACUUUAUAACACAUAUUUUGCCCAAGUACUCACUAUCUGUUCUGAAUCCAUAAUUAAGGUAUGGGAACUUGAGACUGGCCUCCAAAUAUACCAGAUUCUAGACCCUCAUGGCUUCAGUAUUGAAGUGACUUCGGCAGCUGUUGACGAAAGUGGAUAUUUUUUUGCCACAGGAGCAUAUAAUGGGACAGUUAAAAUCUGGGACUUCGGCAGUGGGCAAGAGAUGAAAGCGUUGCCAGAAGGGAAAGACUGGAAAGAGGAAGAGCAUUGGCUGAAACGCCUGAUUUUUCUCAAAACUCAGGAAAAACGCCAGUACUUGAUCCUUGCCUUGGAGCUCAGUGGAACUAUCAAAAUGAUCCAGGUUUAUGGUUAUAUUUUUAAUCCUGCUAUCAAAACUGAGGUGAGCUGCAUGGAUUUAUUACAAAGAGAAGGAUAUAAUUUGAUAGUUACUGGUACCUUAAAUGGUAUAAUCAUCCUAUGGAAUUUUGUAGCAUCUACUGUCAAAGAAGUGUAUCGACCUGAAGGUUGUUUCAAUAUGGACCCUGACUUGGAUCCCAAGCGCUUUAGGAUUAAUGACAUACUGUUCCUCUUUCGUACUCCUGAAUGUGCAAGGAAAUCAAGCCAGGAUUCCAUAUGCUCUUCAUCCCAGUGUGAGUCUAGCAAGGGUCUACAGAGUAGCAAGGGAAGCAAGCAAAGCGUACACGAUGGUGAUUUGAAAGGUGAGAAAACAAAUGUGGAGAGAGAGCAACUGUCAGUGGACAAAAACCAACCUGAAUCUGCCAAUUUAACACAAGCUCAGCCUCCUAUCCUUGUUACUGCUCAUGAGGAUGGACACCUCCGCUUAUGGACUAUGGAGGUAAUGGAAUGGAGAAAGAUGAGCUCAAUGUCAUUACUUUUCAAACGCACACCUCCCAAGCCCUUUGAAGUGGAACAGGAUUUUAAGUUUUUCAAGGCUCUUUCUUCUCCAAAGAUUCACAAACAUGCCUUAGAAGGUUUCAUGACUGAGAACAGAGAGGCCGGAAUUGUUUUUGGUUCUCUUCCUAUAUACAGGGUAACAAGCCCCACUAGUUUAAGAUUCCUUCCACUCAUUGGUUCAGAAGCACAAAAGGAAUCCUCAGACGGAAAGAAGAAGGGAAUUCACGUUCAACAUGAAAAAGGAGGACGGAAGAGAAGUUUGAAAAAAAAUUUAGUGCCACAAAUCAAUCUGGCUUCUUCCUUCUUCCCAGCCAUGCCCAAGUAAAGAGGAAAUUCAGAAUUGGCUGCUGCACAUGAAAUGACAAGGUCUGGAUGAUACCCUGGUCUUAUUUCAGGAUAAGAAUGAAAGUCCACCAGAGUCACUGGUCUCUGGAUCCUCAGACCAUCCAGUUGCUGACGAUUGCUUUGGGAGCUUUAGUGACCUCAGCUCUGAGUAUCAAGCAGGUGACAAGCAGCCAGUUCACCGAUGUCUUUCAUACAUCGAAAUCCAUUUAAGGAAUAGGAGAUGCUUCCUGUUUAGUAUUAACAAAAUUAAAUACACAGAAACAAAUGAAAGCAAUAGCAUAGAGAGAUCUAAAAUAAUAUAGUUAUCUAUGAUUCGCUUUAUACCUUCUACCAUAUGCACCAUAGUUCAUAAACAAGAAUUAUUAUCAGAAUGCAUGCAGGCAGAGGCAAAUAAUAUGUCACAUUUUAUGGUAUAUGAAGAGAAUUAUUAUUAAAAAGAAAAAUGUGACAAUCAA
Molecule: messenger RNA, 3338 nt
Organism: Ictidomys tridecemlineatus (thirteen-lined ground squirrel)
Lineage: Eukaryota; Metazoa; Chordata; Mammalia; Rodentia; Sciuridae
Source: RefSeq, a predicted model, not a curated record